AUGGAAGAUCGCGGAAAGGCGCGCGCGCAGUGGAUCGAUCGGGCGCACAUUUUCUUCCUCCACAAGUGCGCUGAACAAGCCGAGCCGCUCCGACACUUUCCUCCACCACCACCACCGUCUACAAUCAUGCUGCGUCAGAGUCUUGGUCUUUUGCGAACGGGUCUUGGGCGUCAGACUGGGCUCUUGCCAUCGCGCGCGGCCAUUUCGCCCUCUUUUCUCACAGUCUCUCGACUGCUUAGCACCGAAGCACGCGCCAAGAUCGACGGCGCCGUCAAGGCGAACCCGCUGGUGGUGUUUAUGAAGGGUACGCCCGAUAUGCCCAUGUGCGGAUUCAGCCGUGCCGUGAUCCAGGUCAUGCAGGUGCAGGGCGUCAAACCCGAACUGCUCAAGACAUUCAACUGCCUCGAAGACCAGGAACUCCGAGAGGGCAUCAAGGAGUAUUCCGACUGGCCCACCAUCCCCCAAGUCUACGUAGAUGGAGAAUUUGUUGGCGGCUGCGAUAUCCUCAUCAACAUGCACCAGUCGGGAGAACUCGAGGAGCUGCUGCUCAAACACAACCUCCUCCUCCCGCUCGAAGAGAACAAGGCCCAGGCCUGA
Messenger RNA from Moesziomyces antarcticus, 597 nucleotides. Its product is annotated as glutaredoxin. Lineage: Eukaryota; Fungi; Basidiomycota; Ustilaginomycetes; Ustilaginales; Ustilaginaceae. The transcript is spliced from 3 exons. The record is from RefSeq and is a predicted model, not a curated record. The coding region runs from base 1 to 597 and encodes 198 amino acids.